Molecule: messenger RNA, 4167 nt
Organism: Cervus elaphus (red deer)
Lineage: Eukaryota; Metazoa; Chordata; Mammalia; Artiodactyla; Cervidae
Gene: PGR
Product: progesterone receptor
Exons: 8
Coding region: 1244-3979 (911 amino acids)
Biological process (GO): regulation of DNA-templated transcription; steroid hormone receptor signaling pathway
Cellular component (GO): nucleus
Molecular function (GO): sequence-specific DNA binding; DNA-binding transcription factor activity; nuclear steroid receptor activity
Source: RefSeq, a predicted model, not a curated record
CAAAGUGUAAACACACAACAUCCAAAAUUCUUGUACAGGUAAAUUAGUGUUCUCAGCUAUCUCCUGCUCCCAAAUUUCUCUGCCACAUUGAGGAUGGUUCAAGAGGAGUAGAGAACAUGUUGGUUGCAGCGAGAAACAUUUGAAAGCACUCACUUUUAUGGAAGUCAUAAAAGAGAAAAAUCUCUCAUGUUAUUUAGAAUCAUCCUCGAUAUAUUUAUUCUAAUAAUAAUAAUAAUAAUAAUACACAUAGCCAAAUACCGUUCUCUGUGUAAAAUCUUUACAAAUCUGACAUGCUGAGAAUUCAGCUUCUGAUACAAUCCAUUCACUUUUCCAAUUAGACUGGUAUUGAGUUCUCAGUACAAAAUCGAAUGUGCUUAUGCAGCCCAUCCCACAGUACCUGUUAAUUCAGGCUGGCGCUUGGAAUUUCAGAUCUGGUCCCUCCGCGGGGCGGGGCGGGGCCGUGGGCGGGGCCUGCCGCCGGGGAGGCGGGGUGCUGGGAAAGCCGGGGGGCGGGUCUGUCUGCUCGUGAAGCCUCGUAGUAUCUGAGCGUGCGAGGGUCCGCGGCGCUAGCAGCGUGCUCCGCGAGGCUUCUCUUCACGUGGCAUCGCAGUGGACCCCGCCGCUCCGGGCGCUUUGUGCUCGCGGACUGCCGAGAGAUGUGAGCGCCGCUGAGAUGCCCGUGGCGAGCGACCUGGAGCCGGCAGAGACGACGCUGCUCCUGAGGAUGGGCUGCGCCGAGAGGCCGACGCAGCCCCGGGGUGUCCGGGGGAAAGGAAGGGGACCGCAGCCCAGGACCGGGAGCAUCCCGGCGCUGGAGCGGGCGGAAAAGUCAAGAGCCACAGCCGCUGUCCAGCGCUUGCGAAGCCGCCGCCCCUGGGGUGCGCCCAGCGGUUUGUGAGUACUCAGCGUCGCCUGUCCGCAGACGGAAGCCGGGGAACACCCCUGGAGAGCUCUACGGGAUCCCCACAAUCGCCGUCGCCUGGUCUUCCCACCUGCCUCAGAGACAGAGUGACUGCCGCCCCCCUCCCCCACCUGCGGACCCGGGGCGAGGGCGGAGGCCCAUCGGGGCCGCCCCCUUCCCACCCAGGAGGUGGAGAGUUACCCACCUCUCCGCCGUCCGCUCCGGCCAAAUUCAACUCCCGUUCUCUCCUCCCGCGGCCCCGAGCCUCCUGACGCCCCCUCGUCCUCCCGCUAUCCCCCCUCCCCAGAGACAGGGGAGGAGAAAAGGGGAGCCCAGGGCGUCAUGACUGAGCUGAAGGCGAAGGGUUCCCGCGCUCCCCACGUGGCGGGCACAGCGCCCUCGCCCACCCAAGUCGGAGCCCCUCUACGGGGACGCCCAGACGCGGGCCCCUUCCAGGCGGGCGAGGCCUCGGGCCCGACGCCCACAGCCUCGGGCCUCCCCCUCUCCCUGGACGGGCUGAUCUUCCCUCGGCCCUGCCAGGCUCAGGACCUGGACGGGAAGACGCCGGACCCAGAGUCGCUGGCAGACGUGGAGGGGGCGUAUUCCAGAGGGGAAACCGCAGAGGGCGCUGCUGCAAGACCCGUGGAAAAGGACGGCGGGUUGCUGGACAGCGUCCUGGACACCCUGCUGGCGCCCCCCGGCCCUGAACAGAGCCCCGCCAGCCCCGCCGUCUGCGAGGCCCCCAGCCCUUGGUGCCUGUUUGGCCCCGAGCUUGCCCAAGACACCCGGGCUGCGCCCGCCGCCCAGGGGGUCCUGCCCCAACUCAUGAGCCGCCCGGAGAGCAAGGCUGGCGAUACCCCCGGGGGGGCCGCCGGCCAGAAGGUGCUGCCCCGGGGCCUGGCGCCAUGCCGGCAGCUGCUGGCCCCGACGGCCGCGAGCCACCCCUGGCCCGCGCCAGCGCCGAGGCCGUCUCCGCAGCCCGCGGUGGUGGAGCUGGAGGUGGACGACUCGGAGCCCGAGGGCUCCUCGGGGCCGCCCCUGAAGGGCAAAGCCCGGCCCGCGGGAGGAGCCGCGAUCAGCGCUCCCGGGACGGCCGCGGGAGGCGUCGCCCCGCUGCCCAAAGAAGAUGCCCGCUUCUCUGCGCUCAGGGCCUCCCCGGCGGAGCAUGACGCGCCCGCCGCGCCCGGGCGCGCCCCGGUGGCCACCGCGGUGAUGGACUUCAUCCACGUGCCCAUCCUGCCGCUCAACUCGGCCUUCCUGGCCGCCCGCACCCGGCAGCUGCUGGAGGGCGACAGCUACGACGGCGGGGUCGCCGGCGCCUUCGCCGCGCCGCGGGGCUCGCCCUCCGCCUCGUCCGCCCCGGGCGCGCCCGGAGACUUCCCCGACUGCGCGUACCCGCCCGACGCCGAGCCCAAGGACGACGCGUUCUCGCUCUACGGGGACCCGCAGCCGCCCGCCCUGAAGAUCAAGGAGGAGGAGGAGGGGGGCGCCGAGGCCGCCGCACGCUCCCCGCGGCCCUACCUGCUGGCGGGGGCCAGCCCCGCCGUCUUCGCGGACUUCCCGCUGGCGCCGCCGUCCAGGCCGGGGGAGGUGGUGGCGCCCGCGGCCGCCGCUGGGGCCCCCGGCUCGUCCGCGGCCGCGUCGGGGUCCGCCCUGGAGUGCGUCCUGUACAAGGCGGAGGGCGCGCCGCCCCAGCCCGGCCCGUUCGCGCCGCCGCCCUGCAAGGCUCCGGCCGCGGGCGCCUGCCUGCUGCCGCGGGACCUGCCGUCCACCUCGGCCGCCGCCGCCGCCGGGGCCACCCCUGCGCUCUACCCGCCGCUCGGCCUCAACGGGCUCCCCCAGCUCGGCUACCAGGCCGCGGUGCUCAAGGAGGGCCUGCCGCAGGUCUACCAGCCCUAUCUCAACUACCUGAGGCCGGAUUCAGAAGCCAGCCAGAGCCCACAGUACAGCUUUGAGUCAUUACCUCAGAAGAUUUGUUUAAUCUGUGGGGAUGAAGCAUCAGGCUGUCACUAUGGUGUCCUCACCUGUGGAAGCUGUAAGGUCUUCUUUAAAAGGGCAAUGGAAGGACAGCAUAACUACUUAUGUGCUGGAAGAAACGACUGCAUUGUUGAUAAAAUCCGCAGAAAAAACUGCCCAGCGUGUCGCCUUAGAAAGUGCUGUCAGGCUGGCAUGGUUCUUGGAGGCCGAAAGUUUAAAAAGUUCAAUAAAGUUAGAGUUAUGAGAACACUGGAUGCCGUGGCCCUCCCACAGCCGGUGGGUAUUCCAAAUGAAAGUCAAGCCCUAAGCCAGAGAAUCACUUUUUCACCAAGUCAAGAGUUGCAGUUGUUUCCCCCGCUGAUCAGCUUGCUCAUGAGCAUUGAACCAGAUGUGGUCUAUGCAGGACAUGACAACACCAAACCUGAUACUUCCAGCUCUCUGCUGACAAGUCUGAAUCAGCUUGGCGAGAGACAACUUCUUUCAGUGGUCAAGUGGUCUAAGUCACUGCCAGGUUUUCGGAACUUACAUAUUGAUGACCAGAUAACUCUCAUCCAGUAUUCUUGGAUGAGUUUAAUGGUAUUUGGACUCGGAUGGAGAUCUUAUAAGCAUGUCAGUGGACAGAUGCUAUAUUUUGCGCCUGAUCUAAUACUAAAUGAACAGCGGAUGAAGGAGUCGUCAUUCUAUUCCUUGUGCCUUACCAUGUGGCAGAUCCCACAGGAGUUUGUGAAGCUUCAAGUCAGCCAGGAAGAGUUCCUCUGUAUGAAAGUAUUGCUGCUGCUUAAUACAAUUCCUUUAGAAGGACUAAGAAGUCAAAACCAGUUUGAAGAGAUGAGAUCAAGUUACAUUAGAGAGCUCAUCAAGGCAAUUGGUUUGAGGCAAAAAGGAGUUGUCCCUAGCUCACAGCGUUUCUAUCAGCUUACAAAACUUCUUGAUAACUUGCAUGAUCUUGUCAAGCAACUGCAUCUGUACUGCUUGAAUACAUUUAUCCAGUCCCGGGCCCUGAGUGUUGAAUUUCCAGAAAUGAUGUCUGAGGUUAUUGCUGCACAAUUACCCAAGAUCUUGGCAGGGAUGGUGAAACCUCUUCUCUUUCAUAAAAAGUGAAUGCCAUUUUUAUCUUUAAAAAAUUAAAUUUUGCGCUAUGUCUGUUUUUUUGGGCGGUCAUGAUUAUGAGGUUGCGAGUUUUUACUAUGCUUUUCUCAGAGCCUUACAUUUAUAACGUAUCAUACUGUGUAAAUUUCAAAGAAAAGUUGUGAGGUUUCAUUGUUUUCCUUUAUAAAGCAUAAUUCAGA